Suillus plorans is the source of this 273-nucleotide messenger RNA. RefSeq lists its product as uncharacterized. The record is from RefSeq and is a predicted model, not a curated record. The annotation marks the transcript as partial. The transcript has a single exon. Lineage: Eukaryota; Fungi; Basidiomycota; Agaricomycetes; Boletales; Suillaceae.
AUGCUGGCACCGCGAACACCCAUCACCAUCCGAGGACACCGCAUUGAGCCCUCACCAUCGCACAAAUUCCUGGGGGUAAUCAUCGACCAAGAACUUCGCUUUAAGGAACACGCAGCCUACGCCCUAGCAAAGGGAACCAAGUAUGUCCAAGCCUGCGGGAGAAUGACAAGACCAGCGAAGGGAAUCGGGGGGAAAAUGAUGAAGAAGUUGUACGAGGGAGUGGUCAUCCCGAAAAGGCUAUAUGCAGCGGAUGUAUGGUGCGCCGGACUCAUC